CCUGGACGGGUCGCGUUAAAUCCUGCAAAACGCUCGCCCCUUCUUGGACCUCUGUUGAACCUGUUUUUUGAACCAUUGAGAUCUCCUGGCUAUGACCGAAAAUUGAUGGUCAUUGCAUACGAGUGCCAGAUGCUGCGUAUGUCGCCAAUCCUACGACGCUGAUUAUGUUCAAAGGCAUAUUAAUAAAAUCAUGGCCUUGCCAUGAACAAGAAGUCUUCUGGAAAGCCUGCGUUUCAAAACGGACUGGCGAGCAAUAACCUACGUUGGAAGAUGCAACGUGGGCUGACAUGUCAGCCUCCCCAGACAAGCUUCCUGGCAGCCUCAUGAGCCUCUGCUGACAUCCUCGUCGACAUUCAAGCUUGCAGCAUCCCUUCUGGUCUGUACUACUCUGUCUCGGAAGCGAUGGCGACACCUGAUCCAACGGCGCCACCGGGCGAUGUGCGACAUCUCGGAAUCUUGAGCUCGUUCUCUUCUUUGGACAUCAAGAAGAUUCUUGCAGGCCACGAUGAUGAAAGCUUACUCUCUAUCGCUCCAAUCUUUCUUUCCACCUCGGAAGACUCACUAUCCUUUGAUAAUGUCCCUCGUUUCCCAGCUCGUUCUAAGCCCCCAUUGUAUACGAAUGCCUUCGAUGCCCCGGUUCUCAAGUCAACGACACUUUCCCCAUUUGCACGUGCCAUGAUUACUGUUCCGACGAUCCGUCGGUUGCGAGUGAUGUUGCUCGAGCCGAUUUGCGUUCGCGAAUGGGCGAAAGGCGUCUCGGAGUGCCAUCGCCUCGAGACUGACCACAUUCCUUGGCAAGAUCGUGAUAUAGAAGAGGCGAUAUCUUUUGACUUCCCGACACCGCCUUGGUUGCCUGAAGGUGCUCUGUUCCCGCCUGAACUCUUUAAGACGAUCAUGAACAGUCGGCAUCCCGAGCGCGAACCAAGACCGAUAUCCCCCAUUGACACAUUCCAAUCGCCUCUAUCGCCGCCGCUUACUGUCAGUACGAACGAAGAGCCUUCCAUCGACAUCGAUGACGAAACAGCGGAGAUCGGCAACCCUGCCAUCCAAAUCUCGAACAGUGAGGACGGUCAAAUGAUUGAUGGUGCAACAAGGCCUCCAGUGCCCACAAUCAUGGUUUCUAGCUCUACGGCGAUCUUGCCACUUUCCCUGGAGUCUUUCCAAAGUCUUACUCGUGUCCCUCUUGCUGUUCGCAGAGGCCAUAAUUUACCUGCUCCUUUGGACUUGGAUCAGACAAACAUCCUUCCUGCGCAAGCCGAGCCGUAUCCUGAUGUGCCUUCUUCCUUCUUAGGCUCUCCCUCGUCCUCCAGCCCGAGCUUUGACAUCCCUGCUGGCAACCCUUCGACCUAUUCCAUGGGCUUAGAGGCGAUGUGUAAUGACCUACGCGCACGCUGCCCAGACUCUCCAAGCUCGGCCCCGGAGACGCCGGAUCAGGGCCGCUGGGGCACUGUACCAUAUUCUCAGUACUCUGUGUUUGACCCGGAGGACGACUGGGCAUUUGCCCACGAUCUACUGGACAAGUACGGUGAUAAAGUACUCUCGUCUUUGGUUGACCUUGCGUGUCCAUCGCCUCUACGUGACCACGCAGAGGGAUCCACGGAGCCACUCAGCGCCGACGAUGACACAUUAUCAUGGUCUAUGUCACCGACAUUGAUCAAUUCUGUCGAGCAACGUGCUGCUACCCCUCCUCUCCACGACAUAAAGCAGCAGAGACGGAAGACCGUCAUUAUCGAGACUCCGUCGCAAGAAGAGAGCAUCCUCGUAGCCCACAAUACGGAGGAGCCUUCCCAGGAUUUCGACGAGCACGAGCCAAUUCCCUUCGAAAGUCCUCUAGAAAGCACGUUCUCGUGCACUCAAUGCCGACAAUCGACCCCAGUACAAUCCCGUCCGUCAAGCACAGCCAGUAUGCGCCCAACGAAAGGGAUCCUGAAGGAGAAGAAGAGUGUCCGUUUCUCUGUCGUCCCAGACAGACAUGAGUAUCCGUCGGACGACCACGUGGACGACUCGCCGCGGCGCUCGCUCACUGAACCUGUGACUCGUUCUACUUUGACGGCUCAUCGGCGAUCCCCUCUACGGAAUGUGUUUUCUUCACCGUCGAACAUCCGUUCUGAGGACUUGUCUACUCAGAGAACAUCCAGCCUGCCCAAGCAUCCUGCUGUGCGUGCUCUGGCCAAGAGUUCAGGGCGACCGGCCUCCCCUUCGACACCUUCGCCCACGCUGUUGAAGAAGCAGGAGCGCGUCCCUCUGCGGUCCCUGAACGCACGACAGAGUCUCCCAGCGAAGCGUAACUCGAAUGUUGUCCGCUCGGAGCAAGACGCUCGUCUCAGCUUGACGGAUGACCCCGCCAACGCUCGGCGACUAAAGACUGCGUCUGCACCGAUAUACAACCGGUCAGCGGGGAUUGAGAAUAUCGCGAACAGACGGGAUUCCACUGCGCAGAAGAGCCGCAUGCCGGUCCCUUUCCGUACCAUCUUGACGAAGUUAAGAGCUUAGGAGGAAGAGCGAUUACACUGUCAGAAGAGGUCAGAAGAGGUCUGUAGAUGUCACGAUGACACGUGUGCGUAUACUAAAUGCAUAUGCUAAAUGGCGGUUGCUCCAUGAACACGAUCACAAUAUCGGAUGCGAUCACGUCACAAAGCAUCGCUUCACCAAUCUGUUGACCGCCUUGCAGCCUGAAAUAAGUGAGCAACGGAACUCGCGAAGUGAUGGAUCCUUCACGAUGUCAUUAAUCCUUCGCAACGAUCACCGUUCUGUGGCCAUCUUCGUUGGAGUGCGUAUCCUGCCGCUGCUAACUGCUUGAUGUGAUGCAAUAUAUCAAAACUUGUAUAUAUAACAGUAUCC
Messenger RNA from Laetiporus sulphureus 93-53, 2841 nucleotides. RefSeq lists its product as uncharacterized. Bases 403 to 2493 code for a protein of 696 amino acids. The record is from RefSeq and is a predicted model, not a curated record. NCBI's taxonomy places the organism in Eukaryota, Fungi, Basidiomycota, Agaricomycetes, Polyporales, Laetiporaceae. The transcript is spliced from 2 exons.